Dendrobium catenatum is the source of this 663-nucleotide messenger RNA. Its product is annotated as purine permease 3-like. Gene Ontology annotation, molecular function: purine nucleoside transmembrane transporter activity. The annotation marks the transcript as partial. The transcript has a single exon. Lineage: Eukaryota; Viridiplantae; Streptophyta; Magnoliopsida; Asparagales; Orchidaceae. The record is from RefSeq and is a predicted model, not a curated record. Gene Ontology annotation, cellular component: membrane.
AUGGAAAUCGAUCAAGCAGGCAAAACAAACAGUCAACAGCCUUUGUUUCCUACUCCUUCAUCAACACCGACGCCGCCGCUUCUUCCACCGCCUCCACAAAUAAGCCUUUCCCUGAAACGCCUUCUGACCAUCGUGAACUGUCUCCUACUGUGCCUCGGAAACGCCGGCGGACCCAUAAUCGUGCGCAUCUACUUCCUCCACGGCGGCCAUCGCCAGUGGCUCUCUGCCUGGCUCGAAACCGCCGGUUGGCCCCUCCUUCUCUUCCCCCUCUCCCUCUCCUUCCUCUAUCGCCGGCGCUCUAACCCAUCCGCCCCCGCCGUUCUCAUCACUCCUCGCCUCAUCCUCGCCUCCGCCUUCAUUGGUCUCCUCACCGGCGUCGACGAUUACCUCUACGCCUACGGCCUGGACUUCCUGCCGGUGUCCACGUCAGCUGUUCUUAUCGCGACGCAAUUGGUUUUCACGGCUUUGUUUGCGUAUUUCAUCGUGCGGCAGAGGUUCACGCCCUAUUCGAUCAAUGCGGUGGCGCUGUUGACAGUAGGCGCGGCGAUACUGGCGAUGCACGCGAGCAGUGAUAGACCGGCGGGAGUGAGCGUUGGUGGGUAUUGGAAGGGGUUUGUACUUACGCUUGGGGCGGCGGCGCUGUACGGGCUGGUUUUGCCACUG